UGGCAAUACGAGUUUGCGCAUAAGUAUGUUAUCUUCAAUCCGUUUCUUAAAAUACUGAAUAAUAUACAAGCAUCUCCAGGCUGAGUACAACAAUCUUUUUACAUUUAACAACAACAUGAAAAAAUAUUUAAACAAAUAAAUGAUUGUAGUCAAUGACUUAUAAGUAACGUCAUUUUUAUUUAUAAUUUGAAAAUGGAUAUAUCUAUUUUAUGUAAGAGGUUAUAACAAAGUGUUGAGCCAUGAGAGUUGAACAUUAGCUCUUGGCUCAAAUGGAUUAAGUUCGAUAACUGCUUCAGCAAGGGCAUCGUUUGAAUCUUUUAAAGAGCGCGAUGCCCAAUGCCCAGCGAGAAGCUAUAGCAGCAAUUGCCUCUCCUCCAGAUGAGACCAAUAUUUUCAAUAUACCACUGACUUUAUUUGCUGGUGAACACAGUAUUUUGUUACUGACAUUAUUUUCAUUCCACACUCUUCGAUCAUGAGCCUUCGAUCAUUUCCUGAAAUGUGGUAUCAAAUGUUUCUAUGGGCAUUGUUCUCAUCAAUUUUCGUUCAUACAAUUGCUGCAGCUAUUUGCUUCGCGACACUUCGUAAACAUAAAUAUGGAAAGUUUUUCCCGCUAUUGAUCUUAAUAAUGGGUAUACUGAUGCCGUUGACCUCGGGAGUCGUAAGUUCUGCAGCAGUGGCAUUUGUCUACGGCUCGGGAGGUUAUCAAAUGUCACCUCUGUACGCACUACUUUGGGGUAUUGGCCAGACUGUUCUCGCGGCUUGCGUUGGCUUUACCAGGAUACUUGCAACCCUAUAGAUAUUCGCUAAUUAAACCUUGCAUUUAAAUUUUAUUUUAAAGGAUACAAAGUAAAUGAAGUGCAUAGCCUUUUGGAUAUUUAUUGUGUUAUGGACUAAGGCUAAAUAUCUGAGGCCUUUUCAUUUAUCCAUGAGAUUAUUAAAUUUUGUGAUACAGCAUUUUUAUAUCUUGUUUAUGACUAGUGGAUUUUCAAAGACAAAUUCAUUUUUAUAUCGUCGAUACAAAUUUAGAGUUUAUGUCAUAUAUAUAAGGGGCAAAUGCAAAGAAAAUUUAAGAGUGGUAGA
Ceratosolen solmsi marchali is the source of this 1080-nucleotide messenger RNA. Its product is annotated as transmembrane protein 170A. NCBI's taxonomy places the organism in Eukaryota, Metazoa, Arthropoda, Insecta, Hymenoptera, Agaonidae. The transcript has 5 exons. The coding region runs from base 473 to 796 and encodes 107 amino acids. The record is from RefSeq and is a predicted model, not a curated record.